Colletotrichum gloeosporioides is the source of this 4821-nucleotide messenger RNA. RefSeq names its product ATP-dependent DNA helicase hus2/rqh1. Lineage: Eukaryota; Fungi; Ascomycota; Sordariomycetes; Glomerellales; Glomerellaceae. Gene Ontology annotation, molecular function: ATP binding; nucleic acid binding; four-way junction helicase activity. Gene Ontology annotation, biological process: double-strand break repair via homologous recombination; DNA replication. The coding region runs from base 1 to 4821 and encodes 1606 amino acids. Gene Ontology annotation, cellular component: nucleus; RecQ family helicase-topoisomerase III complex; chromosome. The transcript has 5 exons. The record is from RefSeq and is a predicted model, not a curated record.
AUGACUCGAAAUAACCUCGGGGAUCAACUCUCCUGGCUGCUCGGCAAUAUCUCUAUCUGCAAACCUACCGAUCUUUCCCUUCCGCCGGCCCGCGAUCCUUCAGGCACUGAUCCGUCACAAUCACAACAAUCCCGUUUUGGGGGCCUCGGAUCCCAGCAGGAGCUUCCAAGUCGACCCGUGUCACAAUCAGACUUUGGCCGUACGAAUGCGAGACCGACAUUUCAUGCCUCCAACGCGGUGGAACAGACGACGCAGGAUUCUAGGGUGGCGAUAACGGCAGAGGCUGACUCUAUGGCGAAACUGACCUCAGCCUCGAAGACUAGGAAGCCUUCUUUGGCUGUGAAACAGCAGCAGCAGCAGUUGCUGACGCCAUCCUCAACCACUAGCGGUGGGCGUUUUCAACAAGCUAUCACUGCCCAACUUGAGCAACAAGAAAGUACACGAAACAAUCGAGCGGCUCCUCCUUCAUCAUCCCAAGACAGACGCCAUAAGCCGGCGCCUGUGUCAACACCAGACCUACUUGACGAUGACGACGAAAUCCUGGACCUGACUGGUAACGAUACGAUCCUGUCGUCAGAUUCGGUAGCAUUCGAUGAAGGAGUCACGGUAUGGAACGAAGCACAGGCCUCAAGGCCAGAACCGCUGUCGAAGCGCGGCCAGAAGAGGAAGAGUACGGAGAUGAGCAAGACAGGAGACUUGGAUUCAGAUUCGGACGAGUUUCCAGAUAUUUACAAGACACUGGGCACCCCAGCCCCAAAGAGUAGUCGAGCGGCUAAGAGCACGAAGACAAUACCAUCGAGCAUCCGAAGGGCGAAUACAGACAAGGGCAUGGUGGAAGAGCGAACUAUCACACAAACAAUCAGCCGAACCCAGCGCACGUACAAGAUGACCGAUGAUCCUCAAGAACGGGGGACGCCACGUCGGCUCCCAAUUGCUGUUGGUGGCCAGAAUGCCAUCGGACGGACUCCGAGCAAGGCCUUCCGGAUUUCUUCCAGUCCAGAUAACUUCAUGCCAGCCUCUGCAGCUCGUUCCAGACCGGCAUCUGUUCCCUUUGGAGGUGCAGAUUCAUCAGACGAGCUCGUUGCGCCUGAUACUCCUUCGAGGCCGCAGCCAACGACAUUGCUGCCGGAUGAUUCCCUAAUGAGCUUCGGAGCAGACACUGUUCAAGAUGACUCAACGAAUACACUAUCACAGCCGACGCCCUCUUCGCAAGGGAAAAGGUCCACGGUGCUGAAGUUCAUCUUGGACAACCCAGACGCCAUGAAGGCAAAGGAGAUGAUGAUCCAGGAGAAGCUCGUGCACAACUCCGAAACCUUCCGGAACGUCUUGAUGGAUGGCUCAAGGGAAGACCGCAAUAAGCAUAAAGCCGAGAAAGAGUUGUUAAUGACACAGCAAUCUUGCCUGAAGAAAGCAUACGAACUCCUCAAGUCGCACGCGAAACUUCAAGGCGAGAAAGAGGUGCUUGUACAGCAAAUCGCCACGGCCUACGGUGACGGUGGCGACACUGAGCAGGACGAGAUUCGUUUGGAUGAAGUGUCAGACAAAGUUAGGGCUUUGGAGCAAUCCAUCGAGCGACAUCUUCCUAGUGUGGGUAUUGACGGCGAAUCUUUCAUCGACGACUACCGCAGGUCUAAGGCUAUUGUAAUGAGCACCCAACCUAGCCACAGGACCCCGGCCAGAGCGUCGAGAUCUGCACAAGCAGCCGAGGAGAAUGACAACCAAGUCAUUCAUCAGACACAAUUCCCCGGAUCAUCGAGAAUAACCGACCCCAGAGAUCGGUCUCCGCCGCCGUUUCCACGGUCCAAACCCCCCGUGCCCAAGAGCACCAAGAAGUCAGCCCCUCCGAUUGCGAAAGCCAGUCGACGAGACGAUUUCGAAGACAACUACCUGGAUGAUAUUGAAGAUGACUUCGGCGCAUUUGAUCCUGAGCCGCCAAUCUCUAGGCCGUUGCCAAGCCGCAGAAGUCCUGUGAAAGCAUCGCGCCCUCGCGCCAUGGAUAUGUCCAGUGAUUAUGGCGAUGAUGCGGACGCAGACAUGCUUGCGCUCGCGCAAGACUUUGAAUCGCGUCACUCGUCUUCUGCGGAAACGGCUUCCAAGAGGAGAAGCAUCCUUACUGCAACAUCAGGGAAUCUCGCUCAGCCUCCCAAAUCCCAUGAACCCUUGAAGAAGAGGGAAGUGUCUAAAGCAAAAUUGUCGAUACCACCCGAGUUGAUGAAACAUCCCUGGUCCCCGGAUGUCAGAAGGGCUUUGAAGGACAGAUUCAGGAUGAGAGGCGGGAAGACCCGGGGGAUCACGAUUGUUGUUUCGCCUCUGCUCAGUCUGAUGCAAGAUCAGGUCGAUCACAUGUCUGCGCUGAACAUCCAGGCGGUAUCCCUCAACGGUGAAACAACUUCUCAGAAGCGAAACCAAAUCUUCUCGUCCUUUAAGGAGAGAAGCCCUGAGUUGUUCGUCCAGUUACUCUACGUCACGCCUGAGAUGCUAAACAAUAGUCCCUCCUUCAUGAAGGCCUUGCAAACGCUCCACUCAGGCAAACGACUUGCUCGUAUAGUCAUUGACGAGGCGCAUUGUGUCAGUCAAUGGGGCCAUGAUUUCCGGCCAGACUACAAGGCCUUGGGAAAGCUACGGAAUCACUUUCCCACGGUACCUAUUAUUGCGCUCACAGCAACGGCAACCCAGAACGUCAUUGUUGACAUCAAACAUAAUCUGGGUAUGGAUAAUUGCGAGGUGUUCUGCCAGAGUUUCAACAGACCGAACCUCACGUAUGAAGUUCGCCGGAAGGAGAGGGAGUUGGUGCACAAAAUCGCCGACCUCAUUCAGUCAAAGUACGACCAGCAAUGUGGCAUUAUCUAUACGCUAUCGAGGAAAACAUCUGAACAGGUGGCCGAGAAGCUACGAGACAAAUACGGCAUUUUAGCCCAUCACUACCACGCACAGAUGUCACCCGAGGACCGGAUUGACGUUCAAAGGCAAUGGCAGAAGGACAGAAUCCAUGUGGUUGUGGCAACCAUUGCCUUUGGCAUGGGGAUUGAUAAACCAGACGUUCGCUUCGUUAUUCAUCAUUCGGUACCCAAGAGCUUGGAAGGCUACUACCAAGAAACGGGGCGAGCUGGCAGAGACGGCAACCCAUCCGAUUGCAUUCUGUAUUUCGGAUAUCAAGAUGUCGUCACCUUGAGGAAGAUGAUCGCGGACGGGGAUGGCAAUGAAGACCAAAAAGAGCGGCAGAGAACGAUGCUCAAUCGGGUCACGGCGUUCUGCGACAAUCGGGAGAACUGCCGCCGUGUCGAAAUCCUUCGAUACUUUGGCGAGGUAUUCAACGGAGACGAGUGCAACAAGACGUGCGACAACUGUCGAGCGGGAGCUGUUUUUGAGCAGCAGGACUUUUCUGACAAGGCUGUUGGCGCCAUUCAGACCAUCAGAAACCAUGAAAAAUUAACGGUCAAUCAGUGCCGAGAGAUUCUCUUAGGAAAGAAAUACCCUCCGAACAUAGACGAGGACCCAGACGACGCCCACGGGAUAGCUCGGGGGAUGAAACAGCAUGAAGUUGAGCGCAUCCUCGACAGACUUACUGCUGAGGAGGCACUCGAGGAGACAAACGUGGUGAACAAGCGGGCUGGUAUUGCCAUCCCGUACCUCAUCGUUGGUCGCAAUGCGCAUAUGUUUCUGUCUGGGCGCCGCAAGCUGUUGCUGUCGGUUCAGGUUUCCGAUAGGGGUAGGGAAUCCUCGGCCCCAAAGCCGAAAAAGCGAACAAAGAAGAGCAAAGAGGCCGAUGAUGUAGACACGGGCGCAGGGCCUUCCAGACAUGUCCCGCCCUCGACUAAUGUGUCUUCGCCUGCUCAAGCAAGGAUCCAGAAUAAGAAGAAGGGCAAGUCCAUGGCAACCAUCUUCGAUACGGACGAAGAGGAAGAGAUGCUACUGCAACAAAUGGAGGAGCAGGACUUGUCUUUGCACUCAAACGGCUACGCAAAGGAUGGCUUUGUCAUGUCGGAUGAUGAAGACGACGCGUUCGAGCCUUUGCCGAAGUCUCGCAACAGAAGUCACGCUUCUCGCGACGUUGGUCCUCGUAUAGAGGCAGACGGUCGGUUGGGAGAUCUUGAUGAACUGCAUCAAGACGUGGUUCACAACUUUGUGCAGGAGGCGAAGAAGCUCGAAGAGCAGCUGCGCAACGCGCAAAGUCUCCGGAAGCCGCUUUUCUCCGAGCGAAGCUUCCAAGAAAUGGCUAUUCGGUGGACAACAACACUGCCGCAGAUGCGCAAAAUACCAGGCAUCGAGAUCGAGAAGGUUGACAAGUUCGGGACCAAGUUUAUUCCCAUGGUCAAGCGUUGCCGAGACAACUACAAUUCCAUGAUAGGGGCGAUGGACGCCGGUGAUCAGUACAUUGUUGACUUGAUCAGCUCUGAUGAAGACAUGGACGAGGACAUGGAAGAUGACGACGAUGAGGAGGAAGAGGAGGCUUCCAAGUAUUUCAAUGGCCCGCCACCACCGCUGAGACCAGAGGUGGAAGCGUGGAAUGAACAAAUGAGAGUGAACGAGCUCGAGACAGCUCCGCCGACACGAGGAUCAUCAGGCACACGAGGCCGUGGUGGCGCACGCGGUGGAAAGAAGCCAUACCGCAGAGCUUCUGGCGGAGGGUACAAGAAGGGAGGGGUGACCAAAAGGAAGGCCUCAGGCGGGGCAAGCAGAAGGAGUAGCGGCGGGACGACGGCUUCCAGCUCCAGGAAUUCGACUGUCACGCACUUCUUCCCUAGAGGCGGUAAGAGAGGUGGCGUCAGCGGUGGAAGGAGCGGUGGUGGUGGCGGCAGCAUCGGACUGAUGCCGCAUUAA